AUGACGGCCUCAGAAGUCGACGAUGGCCAUUCUCGUUCGGCCUCUCCCGAAGACAGCGGAGCCGAACACAUCCUUGAUAACAUGGCCGAAAGAGAGCCCAAGGACGAUAAACAAAAGCAACGGAAUGGAACCCAGCCCACCAAUCCCAAGGACCCUUCCCGACCCAGAAGGAAGAAAGCACGCCGAGCAUGUUACGCCUGCCAGCGUGCUCAUUUAACUUGUGGUGACGAGAGACCUUGUCAAAGAUGCAUCAAACGUGGCCUGCAGGAUGCUUGUCAGGAUGGAGUUAGAAAGAAGGCCAAAUAUCUCCACGAUGCGCCCAACGAGGCUCUCAUGCCUGGAGUGGGUGGAAAUCAUUUUCAUAAUCCCACCUCAAAGCGGAGCUCGACCAUGACCAGUGAUACCUCCUCCCAACAACCUUUCUUUCAACAGGCGCAACCCUUCCAUAAUUUUCCAAAUCCCGCCCCAAUGCCCCCUCCCAUUCUCCAUGAACGGAGCAUGAGCUCGACCAGCUUCACACAACAGUCACCGCUGAGUACCAAUUUUACCAAUGCCGGAUCGCAGGUCCCGCUCCAGAGUCCAGUCAUCGGAACCGACCAGUCUGCUGCAAAUAACAUGAACGCUCCGGCUUGGCCUGGGGCAGUGUUUGAUGAUCCGGCAAUGUUCAAUUUUGACAUUGCCAGCAUGAACUUUGGAAACCAUUACGGUGCACUGGAGUUUGGAAUGCUUGGACACAUGGCGACAAAUGCCGGCGAAACUCCUCCCAGUAGUGACACCACCACACAAAGAGGAUCUAUGUCACAGCAGUAUCGAAUGCCUCUCGGACUUCAAGGGGAAAGUCCGACAGCACGCCAACAGUUCUAUGGUGAUGCGAUAAUGUCUGACUGGUCUAACGGUGGCGAUCCUUAUGGGACACAUGGACAGGGUCGACAUAUGGCGCCCAAUGCCUUUGCGAUAGAAUCGAGUGCGGCGCAUUGGACUUCACCAGAUACCAACGGCACCCCAACCAAUGCUGCCAAGUUUGAAGAUUCACCGAUGUUGACCAACGCCGCUCUUCAAGUUCCGCCCUCCACCAUGGGCAAUAGUUCGAUCAAUUCAUCAUCAAAUACAGUUGAUAAUCGAUCUCGUCAGCUGCCACCCAUUUCGACCCCACAACUCAAGGCCAAAUCUCAGUUACCGGUAAAAUCAAUCAAACGGCCCAGGGAUCCUUCGUCUAUCUACACCACGGUCACCAGUCCCCAUCCAUACACGGCCGGAUUUCACAAAUUUAUUGCCUAUUUGCAGAAACGAUUUGCAAAUCAUCCAUCCAAAACACUGGCCAUUGCCAAAUCCUUAGCAUCUAUCCGACCUUCCUUUAUUGCGACCACCAAGACGUUGAAUAGACAAGAUCUCGUGUUCAUGGAACAAUGCUUUCAGAGGACUCUAUGGGAAUAUGAAGGAUUUAUCGAGGGUGUCGGCACCCCCACAAUUGUGGCCAGGAGAACGGGUGAGGUCGCCGCGGUCGGAAAAGAAUUCCAAAUCCUGACCGGGUGGACCAAGAGUGUUCUUCUGGGAAAGUCCCCCAAUCUCAAUGUGAAUCGAGGACAAUCUGGUCAAACUCCUGCCGCCGGAUCUGGUACCAACACGGCCAGAGCAACAGGUUUCAAUACCCCAACUCAACGGGGGCCAUCAGAAACCGAAAAUGGCGAAAAAACAAUGCAACCCGUCUUCCUGGCCGAAUUACUGGACGAUGAUUCGGUAAUCCAGUUUUAUGAAGAUUUUGCCCGACUCGCAUUUGGAGACAGUCGUGGCAGUGUCUCGGGAAAGGGAAAACUCCUCAAAUAUCGAACGAAAGAUGACGAGAUUGCACAGAACCUCAACGCCGAAGCCGAAGCACGAAAUGAAGAACCCAGACAGAACAAUACCGUGGAACCUCAACGCCAAAACGGUACGGUCGCUCGAAUGAAGAGGGAUGGCAUUUCGGGCGAAAAAGGGAUGCAGAAAUUAGGAUCUGCGGAUGGCAAAGUGGAUUGCACAUAUUGUUGGACGGUCAAACGGGAUGUUUUUGAUAUACCCAUGCUCAUUGUGAUGAACUUUUUGCCUUGUAUAUAG
Messenger RNA from Rhinocladiella mackenziei CBS 650.93, 2091 nucleotides. RefSeq lists its product as uncharacterized. Gene Ontology annotation, biological process: cellular response to starvation; regulation of DNA-templated transcription. Bases 1 to 2091 code for a protein of 696 amino acids. Gene Ontology annotation, cellular component: nucleus. Lineage: Eukaryota; Fungi; Ascomycota; Eurotiomycetes; Chaetothyriales; Herpotrichiellaceae. The record is from RefSeq and is a predicted model, not a curated record. The transcript is spliced from 3 exons. Gene Ontology annotation, molecular function: zinc ion binding; DNA-binding transcription factor activity, RNA polymerase II-specific; RNA polymerase II transcription regulatory region sequence-specific DNA binding.